Messenger RNA from Exophiala oligosperma, 1445 nucleotides. RefSeq lists its product as uncharacterized. The transcript has a single exon. Lineage: Eukaryota; Fungi; Ascomycota; Eurotiomycetes; Chaetothyriales; Herpotrichiellaceae. Gene Ontology annotation, molecular function: hydrolase activity, acting on carbon-nitrogen (but not peptide) bonds. The record is from RefSeq and is a predicted model, not a curated record. Bases 1 to 1263 code for a protein of 420 amino acids.
AUGCAGAUCGCCCAGAAACCGUCGUCACUGGCCAGGGCUCAGGCAGACAUUCUGAUUCCCGGGAAAGGGGGGCCCAUUGCCAAUGGCGUCGUGGUGUGGAAAGGCAACACCAUCGUCUAUGUAGGCGCCCAGGACAAUCUGCCGGAAGAGUAUUGCACGCUCCCUUACAGUGAACACAAGGUGAUCAUGCCCGGCAUGUGGGAUUGUCACAUCCACUACCUGGGGGCUACUUCGGUGAUGAUGGAGACAUUCACGACUACCUCGCAGUCGUUGGCGGGAGCGAGGAGUGUCCCGGACCUGCGCAAUACGGUCAUGGCCGGAUUCACAUCGGUGCGAGAAGUUGGCGGGUACGGGUGCGAGCUGGCAAAGGCAGUGAAGGAGGGAGCGAUCAUGGGGCCAACCAUCUACAGCUCUCACAGUGCCAUCAGUAUGACCGCUGGUCAUGGUGAUAUCCACAAUGUUCACCUCGAAGGAUUCAAAGACCUCUGCGCGCACGGGUUGCCGUUCACCAUUGCGGACGGGGUGGACGAGUGCAUCAAAGCCGUACGCUUGCAGCUUCGUCGGGGUGCCCGGGUCAUCAAGGUCUGUGCUAGCGGUGGCGUGGUGAGCGAGCUAGACGAUCCUCGUCAUCAGGAAUAUUCUUUGGAGGAGUUGAAAGCCAUUGUCGAUGAAGCCAGGCGAGUUGAACGGGUGGUGGCGGCGCAUUGUCACGGCAAGGCGGGAAUCAUGGCUGCUUUGGAAGCGGGAUGUGCCACCAUCGAGCAUGGCAGCUAUCUGGACGAAGAAGCCAUCGACAUCAUGGUGAAGAAGGGGGUGCUCCUUGUAGCGACCAGGUCUAUCCUGGAAGGGGGGUUGGAGUCGCCCGAGCUCUUCUCUCCUGGCUCGUACGCCAAACUCGUGCAAAUUGCCGAUUCUCAUGCGCAAGCAUAUGCGUUGGCGGCCAAGAAGGGGGUCCGGAUCGCCUUGGGCACCGACAUGGCCCUCAGUGGGCGGUCGGGCGCUCUCUCGUACGGGAGCAACGGCCGUGAAGUCGUUUUUGCCGUCGAUGCCGGCCUCAGCCCUCUACAAGCGAUUGAAGCUGCCACUGCCAAUGGACCGCUGACCAUUGGGCCCCAAGCGCCACUCUCAGGUCAGUUGAGGGAAGGGUACGAGGCUGACAUGAUUGCCUUGACUCACAAUCCAUUAGACGAUGUCAAGGUCCUGGCAGAUGCGAACAACGUGUCACAUGUCUGGCAGCAAGGGAAACUGAUCAAGUCACCAUAGCAGAGGAAGCCAUCGAUUUAGAUAUAGGAAUUGUUUGAGAGACACGUGGCCAGGGAGAUCUACAGAAGAUGUGAGGCUUGGUUCUCAUAUUGAUCUAGCAUGUCAGCAUGUCUUAAAGUACUCGGCUUACAUCGUUCCAUGCAAUUCCGGCCGCUGGGUCGAUAAUGCCUCUGUCGUUUCCG